UGUGUGUGUGUGUAUGGUGAAUUAUGUGGUAGAAAUGUGAUUCCAUUACAAAAUGGACCCAGAAGAACUGCUGGUUGUAGAAGCACAGGAUGCGACUGCAUCUGCUAUCUGUAUAUGUGCCAUCAUUGCAUGUAUUAUCUCAGCAGUAUUCAUCAUUCCGAGAAUCAACAUUGUGUCUCAUUUCGUCCAACCGGAGCUACCAAUAGUACCAGAGGUUUCAAUGGUAGCAGCAAGAAAUCCAUUUACUCUUAACAUCCUUAACUCAAACGUUGCGUCUCUCAAAGAUGGCAUUCAAUUGAAAGUCAAGGCUUCAAUCUGCAGUCAGUUCCAGGCAUUUUGGUUGGCAGACUGUGCCUCCAUUCAACAAGCUCUUCAGCUAAGCUGCGUCUUAUUUUUGCGAGACGCAUCGAGUUUACAAAGUCACUGCUUGCAUUAUGAUCAACCAAUUGUCAUAGAUGCUGAGACAGAGAGACAAGAACACCUCAGGCUGCCAGACACAGUGACAGAUACGCAGAUACAGAACAGUAUGGGUCCCCCACCGCGUACUAAGUACCCCCUGUGUGUUAUAGUCAGGUCACUUGAGGAAGAGUCUCAGCUCGACUCGCAACCUCAGAUUGAGGGCUGUCUGUAUAUAAUUCAUCUUCCAGACGACGCAUUCCGAGAACGAUGUUGUCUUAUUUCACAGCUGAUCAUAUCCGGGACCGGAGAAAUCUGGGAUGUGCAGAAACUUUUCAUGGCGACAGAAACAUCACAGAGUGAAUCUGUACCUGAUAAUCGGAAUGCGGGAGAUGCAUCCAACAUUGACAAUAACCCUAACCAACACAUUGACGGAAUAUCUUCAUCUAGUCUUCAUAGCGAAGACGCGGACAUAAACAAUUUACCAGCAAACGCUUGUGUCGUCUGUCAAAACGGAGUGGUCAGUAUAGCCCUGUUGCCAUGUCGACAUACAUGCGUGUGCACAACAUGUUUUCCAUUGCUCAACAAAUGCCCCAUGUGCAGAGGUUACAUCGAGUCGUUUUUCUCACUGGAGUGUGACGCUGAUGCUGAUUGGUGUAGGAGAUUGUACGACGAUGAUGCGGAAGAUGAUGAUUGGCCAACUAGGUUUAACAAUUCCUGCGAGAGAUUCAGCCAAUGGCUCGGCUUUCAUGACUUAUGAUGAGACAGAACGUUCAAUGACAAUCUUGUAGGAAAAUAUACUUAUUGUUUUCAGUUGAACAUAUCAAGUGGUCAAUUGAUAAAUAUUUAUUUUGUGUAAUUUGGAUUCGGCUUCAGGCUCCAGCCUCUCAUUUGCAGCCCUGAGCCCAAACACAAAGCACGUCAAUAUUGUUAAAACAAACAAGGGGCCAAGCUUGACUGACUUGGAAAAUGCCUAUGUGUGCUAAAUCACUACUCACACCAUGGUCUUCGUGCAGAUUUGAUCAAUCCAGUUAAAUACUGCCCUCGUGUGGUAAAACUAGCUACACCAAGUCAAAUGAGUGCUUAAUCUGAAUUGAGCCAUGCUUAUCAAGGUCCCUUUUUUAAUUUAUUUUUCUUGGCUUAUGCCGUUUCAUACUUAUUGUACAGCUCAACUCUUCAGAAUCAUUUGUUGUAAAUUUGCGACACCAUUAUUCCUGUUUGCAGAAAGUAUGAACUGGGCUUUAGGUUCUCUGGCUGUUGGUUGUGGGAAACACUGUACACUGCUUCAAAAUGAACAGUGGAGCCUAAGCCACAGCACUCAAUAUGGGGUUUUGAAAAGGCCUGAAGCUAAUUAUCAUUACCUCUAUUAAAUACUUUCAUAAUGUUGUUGGGUCAAAUAUGUUUUUUUUUCCUCUCCAUGUUACUUGUAAAGGGGGAACCAACAGACAAGUCAACCACUAAUAUAAGAACAAAGUAGACCACACAAUUCAGCAUUUUUCAGAUUUUAUUAGCCACAGCUGAACAAAGAUCUUGAGCAGACCGGGGUCCGAUAGGACUGAAUAAGUGUUAUUAUUUAUUGUACAUAAAAGAUACAGCACUGGCAUCAGCAGCAUUAUGUCCACAACAGGUCAUCAGGUACUCAUGCUAAUUAAUGUAAACUCAGUUUAGUUACUUCAGUUUUAAUGGAAGCAAAAUUACUUCAUUAUUCAAAAAACAAUAAAAAGAAACAGGAGUUUUCCCCACACAUUAGCUUUAACUUCAGUAUUAGUUCAGACCUUCAUCAUUGUGCAGAUUUGUGUCUUGAACACAUACAAGUCAAAGUCAAGAUUUGAAAAGUCCCCAAAACUUCUUGUACUGGGCCCAAUUGCAUAGAGCUGCUUAACGGCUAAAACUGUUCUUUCAUUUCAUUUCACUGCUAACUGUAAGCAAAGACAAAGGCAUGCUAACCUUCAGUGCUUACGGUAAGGAAGGAAUGAAUGUGUUACAAUGCAAAUCCGCUUAAUCUUCUUGCUUACCUGUGACAUACGCUGAUGUUUAUACAUAUAAGCAUAUUUUCCUGCUAUAGAUAAUUUGAAAAUUUGCUGACUAUUUACCGAUAAGCAGCUUCUUGAAAUUGGCCAGUGGUUCUGAAUUCAGUCAGUCAAAAAAAA
Molecule: messenger RNA, 2546 nt
Organism: Asterias rubens (European starfish)
Lineage: Eukaryota; Metazoa; Echinodermata; Asteroidea; Forcipulatida; Asteriidae
Product: cell growth regulator with RING finger domain protein 1-like
Exons: 6
Coding region: 53-1156 (367 amino acids)
Biological process (GO): negative regulation of cell growth
Source: RefSeq, a predicted model, not a curated record